UCCUCUCGACCUGAAUCCCCAGAGCCUUAUAAUUUUGGCCCCCUCCCCGUGAGCUGCGUUGUCGGGCUUGAAUACUUGCUUUUUGUAAAACACCAAAGUUUCCGAGGUUGAAUAGCGUCGGCCCGGGACUAAUUAUUACCAACCGGAAACUGAUGGAGUCGUCCGACAUAGCCGAAAGUUCUACGCGCUGGAAAGGCAAGAAACAUGGUGAAGAUGACGUCGAUCUGUCCAACCUUGACCCCUCACAAAGGAUAAACUCGGGGAUGAGUGAAAAUAGCGCGUGGGCAAAACAAAACAUCCUUACGUUUGACGGUGGCGGGAUCAGGGGGUAUUACAGCCUGCUUCAUUUGCAGAAGUUGAUGGAAUAUGUCGAGCAUGCAGAAAAAAAAGCACAAGAUGAGGCUAAAGGGAAUGGCGAGAGAGUGAAAGAGCACUCGAGCUUCGCCCCGUGUGGUGAGCCGAGACAUGUAUCACAUUAUCCGUCUUGCCCAAGAUACCUGCCUUGCCAUUACUUUGACUACAUUGGCGGAACGUCCACUGGAGCCCUCAUCACCAUCAUGCUCGCUCGUUUGAGAAUGCCAGUCAAGGACUGCAUAGAAGAGUACAAGGGCCUGGCCGGACCGGUAUUCGGGAACCCCAGAACUUUCCACCAAGUUGGGAAACGGGGAGUGAUUUUCCGGAAGAACAAGUUUUCCACGACGAGCUUGGAGCUUGCCAUCAAGGACGUGGUGCGCAGAAGGGGUGAGAUUGCAAACGACCAGGACGACGCAAUGUUAUUCAGCACUCCGAAGGGUCUCUGUCGAGCCAUCGCGUUUGCCAACCGGGAUGUCCUUAGGGAUAGCCCAGGCGUUGGUUUGCAGGCACCGUGGAUUUUCAGAUCUUACGACCAUUACCACAAGAUCAAUGGUCACGACCGCCGUCCGACGGCCGAUGGCACGACCAAACCACGCAACCCCGGGCAGGGGACCCGGUUUGCGGCGUGGAAAGUGGCACGAGCAGCGACCGCGGCUCCAAUGUACUUCAAGGCUCUUGAGAUCGCAUUGGAUGACGGAGAGAUCCUCCCGACUCGGAGGACAACAACACUCAAAGCCCCGCAGCUCUCAAGGACCCAGACCUCAAAUCUUCAACAAAAGGCGAACGGCAUCGAGAACACCAGCCGCCAAGUCCCAGGGAAUAGGAUCACGGCUAUGCUCACGGACGGCGGAUUCGGCCGAGUAAAUAACCCUUCAGAGGAAGUCCUUCUGGAGCUCCGCUUCAUUCUCAAGAAACGGCACAAGAGGAUCGGGACUUGGGUCAGCAUUGGAACGGCCAGGGCAAUGUCGGCACCCGAUGGACGACCCAACAUUCUCAAACUGGCCAAGAAGGGCAUAGAAAUGGUUGGGGACCCCGAGCCUGUACACGAAAGAAUGCUGGAAGAAUCCCAGAGAGAGGACAACGAGUUUCUCUACUACCGCUUCAAUGAACCAAACGGACUCUCGGUAGACAUGGACGAAUGGAAGCCACGAGGCUCAGGCGGGAACUCGGGGUCUCAGACGAUGCAGGUCAUGGACAAUGCCUUUGCGACGUGGGCUAACAGAGUGGAAGUGGUCAAGAAGUUCGAACAAUGCGCCGAGGAACUCGUCAAGACUCGCAGGGCACGAGCCAAGGAGAGCAUUUCGCGCUGGGAGCGCUAUGCCUUGGGCAAGUUCUACGUCUGCACCAAGAACGAUUGCCCAUAUGAUCCGGAUGAGACAUGGCAUUAUCGGACAAAUUUUAUUCAGCACCUGAAGAGUGACCAUGGCAUCAUCGGCCCGAGCGAUAUUGAGAAUAUGUUGGACGAAUGCGAGUAUCUGUGGGAAUACAAGUCGCCGAAACUUUGACCUUCAUGCACACAGUCACUCGGCGGUGUUCUGCAUAGGGAUGGGAGCUUUGAGCCACAGGAAUCUGAUCAUGGGAAUUUGGGCAGCUGUGCGAUGCCGCUUCGUUUCUUGGUUUUGGGAGUUUUGGGAGGAUAUUUCACGGCGUGAUGUGUUACUGGUCUUUUCAUGGAGGAUAAUAAUACUAGCACCAAUGAGCUGGAUCUCUAGAAUCGGUGCCUAACUCAAGGCUGCGGUCAAUAGCUACGACGAUUAAAUUAGGC
Messenger RNA from Phialemonium atrogriseum, 2119 nucleotides. Its product is annotated as acyl transferase/acyl hydrolase/lysophospholipase. Lineage: Eukaryota; Fungi; Ascomycota; Sordariomycetes; Cephalothecales; Cephalothecaceae. The transcript has 4 exons. The coding region runs from base 153 to 1859 and encodes 568 amino acids. Gene Ontology annotation, cellular component: membrane. Gene Ontology annotation, biological process: arachidonate metabolic process. The record is from RefSeq and is a predicted model, not a curated record.